Archocentrus centrarchus (flier cichlid) is the source of this 1734-nucleotide messenger RNA. Its product is annotated as putative defense protein Hdd11. Gene Ontology annotation, cellular component: membrane. Bases 130 to 720 code for a protein of 196 amino acids. Lineage: Eukaryota; Metazoa; Chordata; Actinopteri; Cichliformes; Cichlidae. The record is from RefSeq and is a predicted model, not a curated record. The transcript has 6 exons.
UCUGGAUGUGAACUGCAGCACUCCGUAGUGAUCAUUGUUCUGACCCAUUUUUAUAUUAUUUCAGGAUAUAAUCCCAUGCCACUUGCUUCGUCGUUUUCUUUGCACUGAGACUGCUCUUCAUACGGUGUGAUGGAGCUGUUGUGGCCUGGUUUGUUUAUGCUUCAAAUGUUCUGUUUUGUGAACGGUUAUCCCGACGGCGCUCCCACCAGUGCCUGUGAGGAUAUGUUACCUCGCCAUGCUGGGGUGCUGCCUCAGCCUUCACCUGCACCCCACUGUCUGCUCACCAGUGCUAGGGUGUUUCAGCCAGGGAAGCCCAUUACAGUGACCAUCAUUGGACCAAAAUACAGAGGGGUGCUUCUGGAAGCUCGAACAGCUGGGAGCACCAGCGCUCUGGGGAAGUGGCAGAACCCUCCUCCAGACACAAAGUUCCUUCAGUGCACGGGUAAUCCUCGAGGUGCUAUCACUCAUUCAAACACCAACCACAAGGACAACAGCACUGUGUACAGCUGGAUACCACCUCAAACUACAAGUCCUAUCUACUUCAUGGCCACAGUAGCUCAGAAGCGCACAGUGUUCUGGGUUAAUGUAAGGUCCACCACUCUGACCAGAGGGGGGAAAAGCAAGCUUGGUCUGGCAGUAGAUGCUUCUGCUGGAAUGGCUGAAGGCAAACCUCUGCUUCUCUUUGUGAUAUGUUUUCUGAUUUUAAACAUACUGGGAUGAAUAGAAAAUAUGUACCAGAAUCUCCUUGUUUCUGAUUGUUGUUGUGCAUUAUGUGUAUUCUAUGUAUUACAUAUAUUAAUCAAAUAUUCUGCAGUAUUAUAACCCUAUAUCACAUCUCAGUGAAUAGUAACAGAAAUGAUAUAUGUACCUGCAUUGAAAAUGCAUCAUUUGAUCUUGUUCUGGCCUUUAUGGGGUGUGUUCAGUUUAAUAUAAAAAUGCAUUGAAGGUUUUCAAGUGUAAGGUACGAAUAUGCCAAGAUAUAGCUUUACUAAUGAGUAUUGUAUUCAUUUUUUAUUUCAGUAUAAUGAAUUUCAAAACAAGUGUGGUUCACAAAUGUUUCUUUAUUGUACUCAAUUCACAUGUCUCAGUUCUGAUGCAUAUAUUGAAAAAAUGUUUUUUGUUUACUCUCAAGAGACUGAAAAUAGUUGACUGGACUUAUAUGAUUUCUUUCACCGCUCAUCCAAGAAGCUUCUUCAGUUCUAGAACCAAAAGGUGGAGAGUCCCAGGGAAUUAAACCCUAAAUGGGUGCUGUCUCCUUUGGAGUUGUUCAUUGCCCCAAUUGGAGUAAAAGAAGUCACCUGUAUCCACUUUGAACGACCAUCACUAAACAGAGGUGGUGGCUUCACCCAAAAUCCCCCGUGGUAAUGACCCACACCUGUUUUCACACCUUGGCUCAUGUGAUAACAUACAUGAUUAAUAGUGGGUCAAUGACCCCCUUGAAGGGGGAUAACUCCCACUAGGGUUUAAAUACCUGGGACUCUCAACCUUUUGGUUUUAGAACUGAAAAAGCCUCUUGGAUGAGAUCCUAAACGUCCCCAUCUUAAAGAAGUCUGGUUGCUUUUUUUUUUUUUUUCAAGCCCUUGCGACUGCCAUGACCUGGAUGGCUGAGAAUCCACACAGACUUGUUGGUUACUCUGUCAUUGUUUUUUUUUUUUUAAUCACUAGAUUUCUCCUCACAUAUCCCGUGCAUCUGUUGUAUCUAUGUAUGUAUAUCUAGUGAUCAAGCCUCUCAUU